This is a messenger RNA of Neltuma alba, 1025 nucleotides long. RefSeq names its product flavonol synthase/flavanone 3-hydroxylase-like. The coding region runs from base 20 to 1015 and encodes 331 amino acids. The transcript has 3 exons. The record is from RefSeq and is a predicted model, not a curated record. Lineage: Eukaryota; Viridiplantae; Streptophyta; Magnoliopsida; Fabales; Fabaceae.
AAACUCUCGCAUAUCAUACAUGGAGGUUGAAAGAAUUCAGUGCUUGGCCUCUGGGCUGUUGAAGGAGCUUCCUGCUCAGUUUAUCCGCCCGGCCGAUGAACGGCCAGAGAAUACCAAAGCCGUGGAGGGUGUGACGGCGCCCGUCAUCUCUUUGUCUCUCCCCCACGACAUCUUGGUCAAGCAAGUGGCUGAAGCUGCCUCUGACUGGGGGAUCUUCCUCGUCACCGAUCACGGAAUAUCGCCGACUCUGAUCAGCCAGUUACAAGAGGUGGGCCAGCAGUUCUUCGCUUUGCCUCAGAAAGAGAAAGAGGCAUACGCAAACGACCCCUCCACCGGAAGCUUUGAAGGCUACGGCACCAAGAUGACCAAGAAUCUCGAGCAGAAGGUGGAGUGGAUUGAUUACUACUUCCAUAGGAUGACUCCUCCUUCCAAGGUCAACUAUGAUAUGUGGCCCAAGAACCCUCCUUCCUACAGGGAAGUAACGGAAGAAUACACCAAACAACUGUUGAGCUUAACAGACAAGGUGCUGGAGCUUCUGUCGGAAGGGCUGGGGCUGGAGAAGAAGGCAUUGAGAAGCAGCCUGGGAGAUGAAAAUAUGGAAAUGGAAAUGAAAAUAAACAUGUAUCCGCCAUGCCCACAACCAGAGCUCGCUUUGGGAGUUGAGCCUCACACCGACAUGGCAGCCCUCACCCUACUUAUCCCCAACGAUGUUCCCGGCCUUCAAGUUUGGAGCCAAGAUCACUGGGUAGCCGUCGAUUACCUGCAGAACGCCUUCUUCGUCCACAUCGGCGAUCAACUUGAGGUGCUAAGUAAUGGCAAGUACAAGGGUGUUCUGCACAGAACCUUGGUGAACAAGGAAAGGAUGCGGAUGUCGUGGGCGGUAUUUGUGGCGCCACCGCAUGAGGCGGUGAUCGGGCCUCUUCAGCCCCUGGUGAACCAAGGGAACCCACCCAAAUUUUCAACAAAAACCUAUGCCGAGUACCGGCACCGCAAAUUCAAUAAGCUACCUCAAUGAGAAUCCCCAA